Messenger RNA from Rotaria sordida, 1113 nucleotides. The record is from the annotation of a GenBank genome assembly. NCBI's taxonomy places the organism in Eukaryota, Metazoa, Rotifera, Eurotatoria, Philodinida, Philodinidae.
AUGCAUGCAACUCGACAUCAUACUCAUGAUUCUCAAUCAAAUAUAAGAAAUAAUAAUAAAAGUAGUUUGAUAUUCGAUCGAUCAGAUUCUUCUCAAUCGUUACCUUAUUAUCCAAAUUAUCAACCACCAACAUCAACUAUUUAUUCAAAUGAAAGAAGUAAUGUUGGACGACAACAAUCAUCAUCAGCAAAUAAUAACCUUGCUUCAACGAGUUUAACUCGUUAUCCAUCAACUAAUAGUCAUAUCCGAGGUAUGAGUAAUGGUCCCAGUGGUGGAGGUGGUAUUGAAAAAACGAAUAUGAUGUCAAGUGAAAAUCCAUUCUGUGAUCCAGCUCGUCCAUAUGAACAAUUGAAUUCACCACGUAAAAUAACAUCAAUAGUAUCUCCACCAAAAAGUAGUAGUGGUAUUAAUAAAACGUUAAAUCUUUCUGAUGAAAACCCAUUUCAUGCUGUCUAUGGUGUUUAUCGUUAUCCAUCACAAACUGAUCCAUCAAAAAGAAUAACAAAUCAAGCUACAAAUAUCCGUUCAACGGAUAAUAAAUCAUUAAAUUUAUCUGAUGAUAAUCCAUUUAAUUCGACAUAUGAACGUUAUCAUUAUCCAUCACAAGUUGAUACAAAAAAACGCAUUACUGAAACACCUAAAACGACGGUACCAUUAAUUCCAACAAGUGAUUUAUCUGAUAAUAAUCCAUUUAGUACUUAUCGCCCAUCAUUAAUCCGUGAAUAUUCAACAAAUGGUUUGGGAAAUCGAGUAAAUUCAGUAUCAACAUCAAUUGCUGAUUGGACACGAAAUAAUCCAGCACCACUUUCUUAUCGACCUAUUCAAGUACAUAGGCCACCAUCAAAUGUUUACAAUCAUAAUGAAACAUCAAAUAAAUCAUCCUAUAUUCCACCAAUAAGUCCACCUCGUCAACAACGACAACUAUCACCACCACCACCACCACCGCCAUCAUUGUCGACACGUACACAAUCUCUCACUCAAAAAGUAAUUUCAUCAGCUCCGUUAAGUAAAACAUCAUUAAAUAUGAGUCCUGAUAAUCCAUUUGCUCAAGCUUAUGGUCGAUAUUAUUAUCCAUCACCGGAAGAAAUUAAAGCACAAAAACGAACAAAUUAA